Messenger RNA from Anastrepha ludens (Mexican fruit fly), 5781 nucleotides. RefSeq lists its product as uncharacterized. NCBI's taxonomy places the organism in Eukaryota, Metazoa, Arthropoda, Insecta, Diptera, Tephritidae. The record is from RefSeq and is a predicted model, not a curated record. Gene Ontology annotation, biological process: telomere maintenance; DNA repair. The coding region runs from base 229 to 5781 and encodes 1850 amino acids. Gene Ontology annotation, molecular function: DNA helicase activity. The transcript is spliced from 4 exons.
CUGCGCUAUCAUCGCAGCGUUAAAUAUUAAAUAAUACUUUAUUUCAAUUUCAGUCUGUCCCGACAGUUGGCGCUGCGAUCGAAUUGAGAGAAAUAUUUUGUUAUUAUUGCGUUAUUUAAACAUCGUGCUGAAUCAAAUAUUAAAUCAACAGUUACUAAUUGUUAAAAAAGUUUUGAAGUGUGCAUAAAAAACAAUACAUUUUGCGACUUUAGUGCAGAAUCGAAAAAAAUGCCACGUCUUCGUGGAAGAGCGAAAAAUAUUGGUCGACGUACUCGGAAUGCGCAAUUGGUCCAUGAUCGUCGAUUAAAUAGAUCAGUUGAAGAACUCUUGACGGAUAAUGUAAAUUCCAGAGAUCAAGUUGCAUGUUCACGAGCAAAUGAAAAUUCAGAGCAACGCGUUCGACGUCUUCAUGCUAAUACAUUAAGACAACGAGAGGCACGUCAACGACUGACCGACGCACAGAGAGAACAUCAAAAUCGGCAAGUGCUCGAAAAUCGAACAUUGACACGAGCAUCACUUAGUCGUCUCGCGUUUGAAUAUGAUCCUAAAAUAGACUAUUCGUCACAUGCACUAAUCACGAUAGGUAGUAUGGACAAAGAGUGUAAAUAUUGUCAUGCUUUUAAGUACAAAGGUGAAUCGGUUGGUUUAUGUUGUGCGUCUGGAAAAAUUUCACUGCCAUCGCUAAAUCCACCACCAGAACCUUUAAAAAUACUUUUAGCCGGAACCACAUCUCAAUCGAAAUUGUUUUUGCGGAAAAUUCGUAAAUUUAAUUCAUGCUUUCAAAUGACAUCAUUUGGAGCAACAAAAAUCGUCCAUAAUGAAGAUGGUUGUAAUUUUGAAUCUACAUUCAAGAUUCAAGGUCAGGUAUACCACCAAAUUAGUUCAUUGCUUCCAAUGCCUGAUGCCGAUCCAAAAUUUCUACAAAUUUACUUUAUGGGCGAUGAGGAGCAACAAUCACAUACACGCUGUGUUUACAACCAUAUAGAGCAGAUGGAAGAACGAGAAAUUGUGGAUAUUUUACAAACGUUUUUGCAAAAUCAUAACCAAUUGAUACGAUUGUUCAAGACUCUUUCUAACAGACUGCAAAACGACAAGUACGUCAUUGUCAUUAAAGCAGACAAAGUGCCCUAUGGCGAACACGCAGGUACAUAUAAUGUUCCAACUAUUAAUGAAGUUGCAGUUGUUAUGGCUGGUGACCCAUGUGAACGGCGAGACAUUCGCAUACAACGCAGAGAUGAUACGGUGCAAAUAAUUCAAGACAAUCAUCGUUCUUACGAUGCUUUGCAGUAUCCAUUGAUAUUUUGGGAAGGAGAAGAUGGAUAUUAUAUCAAUAUUAAACAAAGGAAUCCAACUACAGGUGAAGAACUGAACAAGAAAGUUAGUGCUAUGAACUUUUACGCAUAUCGACUAAUGAUUCGUGCUAAUGAAGACAAUAACAUUCUCCGAUGCAGACAGCUAUUUCAUCAAUACAUUGUCGAUAUGUAUGUAAAAAUCGAAAGUGAGAGAUUACGAUACAUAAAAUUUAAUCAAGCAAAACUUCGUGCUGAGGAGUACAUUCAUUUGCGUGACGCCGUAAUCGGUAACGUAGAUGCAACGAAUAACAUCAACAAUAUCGGGACCGCAUAUAUUCUCCCGUCAUCAUACAUUGGUAGUCCGCGCCAUAUGCAGGAAUACAUUCAAGAUGCCAUGACCUACGUACGUGCAUACGGCCGACCAGAUCUUUUUAUUACAUUUACGUGUAAUCCAAACUGGGAUGAAAUUAAAAAUUUGCUGUUGCCAGGUCAAACAUCGAUGCACCGUCAUGAUGUCACUGCACGUGUUUUUAAACAAAAAUUAAAAUCUUUGAUGAAUUUUAUUACUCAUCACUCGGUAUUUGGUGAAACACGUUGUUGGCUUUACUCGGUUGAAUGGCAAAAACGAGGCUUACCUCAUGCGCAUAUUUUAAUUUGGUUGGUGGAUAAAAUACGCCCAGAAGAAAUUGACAAAAUUAUUUCAGCGGAAAUUCCAGAUCCGAACAUUGAUCAAGAAUUGUUUGACAUUGUUACUACUAAUAUGAUCCAUGGUCCAUGUGGUACUCUAAACAUAAUGUCACCAUGUAUGGAUAAUGGAAAAUGUACAAAGCGUUUUCCAAAACCAUGUGAAACUGAUACUAUCACUAAUAUUGAUGGCUAUCCAUCUUACCGACGUAGAGACGUAGACAAUGGUGGUCAAUCAUAUGAAUUACGUCUGUCAAAUGGUGUAAUAGUAGAUAUUGAUAAUCGCUGGGUAGUCCCAUAUUCACCAUUGCUGUGCAAAACCUACAAAGCGCACAUUAACGUCGAACUAUGCAGUUCAGUGAAGUCGAUCAAAUACAUUUGUAAGUAUGUUCACAAAGGUAGUGAUAAAGCUAUAUUUGCUGUUCAAAAUAUAAACGACAAUGACGAAAUAACACGUUAUCAAAUGGGUCGAUACAUAAGUAGCAACGAAGCUAUUUGGCGCAUUUUUACGUUUCCUAUCCAUGAAAGGGAUCCUGCUGUGAUACAUUUGUCUGUGCAUCUUGAAAACGGACAACGUGUUUACUUCACAGAAGAGACUGCACUACAACAGGCUUUAACGGCUCCAAAAACAACUCUUACUGAAUUUUUUAAACUUUGUAGUCGACAAGAUGUUGUUGGUCAAUUCGCAAGGACAUUAAUAUACGCUGAUGUUCCUAAAUUUUUUAUAUGGAAUAAACAAUCAAAAAAUUGGGAACCGCGGAAACGAGGCACUCCAGUCUCAGGAUUCGCUGACUUAUUUAUGACAAAUACGUUAGGUCGAUUAUAUACAGUUCAUCCGAAGCAACGCGAAUGUUUUUUUUUGCGUUUAUUACUGGUUAACAUUCCUGGACCAACGUCCUUCCAAUAUUUGCGAAAAGUCAAUGGUAUUUUGUACGACACUUUCUUCGAUGCGUGUAGAGAGUUACAUUUAUUGGAGGAUGAUAACCAUUGGGACCUCACACUUACAGAUGCAGCACUGAGCUCAUCUCCACAACAAAUCCGGCAAUUAUUUUCAAUAAUAUUAACAACGUGUUUUCCGUCUGACGCAUCUGCUCUGUGGAACAAAUAUAAAGAUUCAAUGAGUGAAGAUAUUUUGCAUCGGACUAGAAUUGCUAAUCAAAAUCUUAAUAUUGAAUUCUCCGCUGAAAUAUACAACGAAUCAUUAAUAAUGAUUGAGGAUAUUUGUAUUCUUAUUUCGAACAUGCCGCUCAUCCAUUUCGGAAUGCCAGCGCCGAACCGCCCAGCGGUAGAUAUCAUCAAUAGCGAUGUUCAACGUGAACACCAGUUCGAUAAAACUUCUUUGGCUACUUUUGUUGCUAAUAAUGAACAAUUGCUUACUGCUGAACAACGAAAUGUAUAUGAUGAAAUUGACGUAUCAAUUACAGCACAACAAGGUGGUUUCUUUUUUUUGGACGCACCAGGUGGCACUGGUAAAACAUUUCUCAUCUCACUGAUACUUGCGCGCAUUCGAUCACAAAAUCAUAUUGCGUUGGCCGUUGCUUCAUCAGGUAUUGCAGCAACGUUACUUGAUGGUGGACGGACUGCCCAUUCAGCACUAAAAUUACCUUUGAAUGUUCAUACAAAUCCUGAAGCAAUAUGUAACAUAAAGAAGCAUUCAGGCAUGGCUGAAGUUUUGAGAAAAUGCAAAAUUAUUAUCUGGGAUGAAUGUACAAUGGCCCACAAGCAUUCGCUCGAAGCUCUCGACAGGUCUCUGAAAGAUAUCAGAAAUAAUGCUCGGCUUUUCGGUGGUGCUCUACUUCUGCUGUCUGGUGAUUUCAGACAAACACUACCAGUCAUUCCACGUGCGACAUAUGCAGACCAAAUAAACGCAUGUUUGAAAGAAUCUUAUUUAUGGCGAAGUGUCACUAAAUUAUGCCUUACUCUUAAUAUGCGCGUUCAACUUCAGAAUGAUCCAUUAGCAUCAGGAUUCGCUGAACAAUUGUUAAACAUUGGCAACGGUAAAAUUCCAUUGUAUGAAGAUACACAAUAUAUUCGACUACCAGAGAAUUUUUGCAACAUGGUGGCUACCAAAGAUGAGUUAAUAGAAAGUAUCUUUCCAGAUUUGAAACAUAAUUAUACUAAUCAUGUAUGGCUGCGAGAGCGAGCUAUUUUAGCCGCAAAAAAUUUAGAUGUUGACGCCAUCAACUUUAAAAUACAACAGUCAUUGCCUGGUGAUGAAAUUAUAUUUAAAUCGAUUGACACGGUUGUUGAUCCUGACGAAGUUGUCAACUAUCCUGUAGAGUUUCUAAAUUCACUAGAUUUAUCCGGAAUGCCACCGCAUAAUUUGCGGCUGAAAAUUGGCUCACCUAUAAUUUUGCUUCGAAAUUUAAAUGCCCCAAAAUUGUCUCAAUCUUCAAGCAGCGGAGAAGAUUUAGAAGCGCGUGCUUCAGAGGAAAUUCCGCAAUGCUCAAAACAUUUGUCUGUACCAGCAAAACAAAAAAGAGGACGACAAAUAAUAAUAACUCCUAAGUUGGCUGCUGCUUUGGAUAAGUGCAAGAUCAGUGACAGGAAUGCAGUUCAUAUUCUUAUAGCUACACUUGAAGCCCUUGGUCAAGAUGUGGAGACUUUUGCAAUCAACAGGUGGUCUAUUAACAAUUCUCGUGCGAAACUCCGCGAAAAGAAAGCUACCGAAAUCAAAAAUAUCUUUAAGGAUAAGGAAUUGCCUGCCGCUACGAUACAUUGGGAUAGUAAAUUACUGCCAUCACUAACAGGUAAAGAGACAGUAGACCGACUUCCUGUUAUUCUUUCAAAUUGCGGUGCUGAUCAACUUCUUGGUGUACCUGCAUUGCAAUCAGGGAGUGGAAAAGAACAGGCAGCAGCUGUUUGCGAAACUCUUGCGGAUUGGGGCCUUCAGGACUACGUAAAAGCAUUGGUUUUUGACACUACUGCCUCAAAUAGGGGCGCUUUUAAUGGUGCGUGUGUUUUGAUUGAAAGCUUUCUAGAAAAAGAUCUCCUAUAUUUGCCUUGCCGCCAUCACAUAUACGAAAUCAUUUUAAAAGCCGUUUUCGAGGAGAAGAUGGGUAAAACUACCGGCCCAACCGUACCAAUCUUAAGAAGGUUCCAAGCUGCUUGGCCUAAAAUAAAUGUAAAUAAUUUUAAAACCGGAAUCGUGAAUAAGAAGAUCAGAAAACAUUUGGAUCCGGUCGAUGUUUCGCGAGUUCUUGAUUUUAUACGAAGCACAUUGCAAGAACAACAACCGAGAGAGGAUUAUCGAGAAUUUUUACAAUUGGCUGCUAUUUUUCUUGGCGAAAUACCAUCUCGUGGAAUAUCCUUCCGUGCUCCAGGUGCUAUCCAUCAUGCAAGGUGGAUGGCUAAGGCUAUUUAUUGCUUUAAGAUAUUCAUGUUUCGCGAUGAAUUCAAAUUAUCACCGCGUGAGGAAAAUGCAAUUUGUGAUAUUUGCAUUUUCCUUAUCAGUAUAUAUAUCGAAGCGUGGUUUUGUGCACCUUCUGCAGCCAAAGCACCAUUUUUGGAUUUCAGUGUUCUUUCGAAAAUUUAUAAAUACCGGACAGUUGACGAAGACAUCUCUCGUGUAGCUUUACAAAAAAUCAAAAAUAAUUUGUGGUAUUCGGCCUUCUUUGACCCAAAUGUGACGGCAGAAUCAAAAAUUAAAAUGGUAAAGGCGUUGAAUCGUGAAACUGAUGCUGAAUGUGAAAAAAGUAUUAAAAGGAUAACCGUGGAAACAAGCCAAGUUCCUGAAUUAUUAAACCAAGGACUUAACAAUUUGUCUCCAACAAAACAAAACGAUUCUAUGCAAGAUUUAACAUAA